Messenger RNA from Melampsora larici-populina 98AG31, 2718 nucleotides. RefSeq lists its product as uncharacterized. Gene Ontology annotation, molecular function: poly(A) binding. The record is from RefSeq and is a predicted model, not a curated record. The coding region runs from base 178 to 2313 and encodes 711 amino acids. Gene Ontology annotation, biological process: regulation of mRNA stability. The transcript has 7 exons. Gene Ontology annotation, cellular component: cytoplasm; nucleus. Lineage: Eukaryota; Fungi; Basidiomycota; Pucciniomycetes; Pucciniales; Melampsoraceae.
CUUCAGUGAUUCUAAACCGGUCACUCAACAACUACUUAAACCAACAACACUUCACUCAAUCUUCCUGCUUCAACCUCAACCGAUUCACCUUUCAUCAAUCGAAUCUCAUACUUCCCUCCUAAUCAUCACCAGUGAUAACUCUUCAAAUCCACUUACGAUUCAGAUCAGUCUGCGGAAAUGGCGAGACCCGAGAUUGUCAUGGAGACUCCAGCAGCAAAACAGCUCGAGGCUGCUGUGCAAAGAAAAUUGGCCGAAUUCUCUUAUUCCACGGCCGAUGAUGUAGUCAUGGCGGAGUAUGUGGUGGUGAUGUUAGCAAACGCAAAAACACCUGCUGAAAUCACUGCUGAACUCACCGAGCUCAUCGGGGAAGAUAUGUAUGACCCAAUCUUUACUGAUUGGCUUUUUGAAGAACUCGCUCGACAAUACGGACCUCCUCCAAAUUCAUCUGCUCCUGUUGUCGAAUCGACUGUCGACAUUCCUACCAAGUCAUCUCAAGCUGGUACGAGUGAACGGUCUAACUCAGAUCUGCCCACUGCUGGGAAAAUCGAAACUGUCAAUGAUUCUCGCGAACCCAUGAACUCCAAUCGUAAUCCUGCAAAGAGAGUGGGCAAUAACGGUACCAAUGGCAACCGGAAUAGUCAAGGUGUAUUCAAUCAGGCUUUAGGUGGACUCAAGCGAUCAGGUGGAACGGAUAUUCUUAAAGAUACUCCUCCUCACCGAAGACUGCGAUCAGACGAGCCAUUCUCCAGUGGGGGCAUUCCGACUGGUCCUCGUUCUAUGGACAGAGAUUCGCGUGAUGGUGGGAGACCGAAUGUCAUCCCGCCACGCAUUGGUGGUGGAAUGACAACUGACAGGAGAGACACAAACAACAAUGGUCCAAGACCUCCCCAUAACAACUUUCCACCGAUGCGUCCUGGCUUUGGAGCGAAUCCAGAUGCUGGCGCUAAAAGCAUCCUGGAGCGAGUUGGCGUAAUGGGAAACGGGAUUCGUCCUUUUCUCAAUCAUAAUUUCCAAGGAGGCUUUGACAAUGGUCAACCUCGCCGUAUGAACGACCAGCUAGGUGACUCAUUGAAUGGUGGGAGACCUCCUAUGCCUCCAGCCCUUCAUGCACCUUUCUACAACCCCGGUGUUCCCUAUUCCGGUCCAAUGACGCCAAACCAUCCAUUUCCUCAGCAUCAAUAUCAACAACCUUCUCCCAAUGCUCCCACACCACAAUUAUUCCUUGCCAAUGGCCAACCCUUUAUACCAUCGCAUCCGAUCUCUCAUCCACUUUCGGCUGCUGGUGGUCAAAUUCCCCCCAUGUAUCACCAAGUAUUAAUGAAUCUCCCAACUACUCCAAACUCCGGCUUAUCAGCCCAAUCGCCAGCUUUCAAUCCCGGUCAAUCCAUGGGUUAUGUUCCUAAGUCUGGUGCAUCUCAGUCACAAUCAGCACCCGAUUUAAACCUUAGUCCUUUACCUGAUAAGCCAAGCCUACGCCAAGAGUGCAAAUACAACCUAGAGUGUAAAGACGCUUGGUGCCCAAGCUCUCAUUGUUCGCCUUGCGGAGACUUUAAGUCAUCUAUGCUUCUCAAUUUCGACGCAUGUGAAAAACAGAUGCAGUGCCAAGACUCGGACUGUCCAAAGGCGCAUGUUUCUCCCCAACAACGUGACCCGAAAUCUUCAAUCCGAAUUCCCAUGAUCACGAACGCGGCAGCUCCCAAUACCUCAGCCAUGCCUCUUCAAGCCUCCACUCCCGCUCCGAGUAGCAACCUCACUCCAUGCCGAUUUGGAACACAAUGUACCCGGGCAGAUUGUCACUUUACUCACCCAUGGAAUACGAAUCCUAACACACCUGGAAGUGCCAGUGAGGUGGGUAAAGCCCCGGCUAGCACCCCUUUCAGCACAAUCCGAUGCAAAUACGGUAUGGCUUGCACACGACCCAAUUGUCACUUCCAACAUCCCCCCAAAAAAACAGCAGCCGCUAGCUAUCGCACACCCUCGAAGAACAUCUCCAAGACGUUCAACAGUUCUGAUAUAGUAACCGCUGCCAACGGCAUUGAUGCUGCAAAACUACCACCUUCGAAGAAAUUCGGUGCUCCUCAACCUGAGCAAGGAGAAUCGUUGAACAAUGCGGACGAAAAAGCGGAGAAGGAUUCCGUUGCUCCCACCUUGUCACUCAAACCUAAGGUGGAAGCUGACUUACCAGUCUCGAAUCCACCUAGUAGUAAUGCUAAGCCUUCUAUCAAAACGGAGGCUAAUAACGGAUUACAACAUCAAGCAACAUCAGAGUUAUCAGACAUUAAACCGAUCCUCCCCGUCUCUGUAAGCACAUAGGCGAAUAUCGUCACAUGAACAUCACUUGGCUUACGAGGCGGAAAAGCAUUACUCAUGCCAAUGCUGCGCAUACAUAAUACAUAAUACUACCGGAUCGAAAGGUUGAAUUCAAAACGUUUACUUAUUGAUCUCAUACGCGUGUGUUCUUUACUUGAGUGUGUUGUAGGAUAAAGUCUACUCAAAAGAUUUACCUCAUCUAUUGAUCUAUCAAUCAUAUACAACCUAGCUUUUUUUUGAUUGAACUUUCUUUCAUCUAUCUAAAUUUAAAUAUGUGAAUGAAUGUAUGUGCAAGUCUUUAUGAUGAUGAUGAUUUGAAUGAUGUGGAGUGUGUUUGAUUGAUAUAUAGUUUGAUCGUGAUGAAAACAAAUCACCAAACAAAAAGUUUUUUUUCUGUUUAUAUACUUU